ACACUGGUGAGAGACCAAAUUCUCUUGCCCACACAACGGCGCGCGACGGCGAACCUCUCAGGGGAAAAAAGGCGACGCGACGGCGCUGGAGCCGGCGGCCACUCCACACCCCAGAACGCGCUGACGGGAACGAGCGGAUCAAGGCCAGGUGCAUCGGCGGUGCCCACUGCUUCGCGGCGGUCUUCACCGGUGCCGUGGGGAUCGCGCCCUCUGCAGCCGACUUGUUUUGCACUUGUGGCAGUCUGGACGCCUACGAUCAAGUAAAUCAUGCGGGCAAAGCUUUGGAUGAGAUUUGCCCCCUUCCUUUCAAAGCGUUACAUCUCCACCUGCCGGACAUCCCCACUACCUCCAUCUUCAUCGAGCUCGGUAAUACAACCAUGGCUUUUUAUUGGCCUCGGUAACCCCGGUGAGAAGUACCAAUCCACCAGACACAAUGUUGGGUUUGAUAUGAUAGAUGCAUUUGCAGAGUCUCAGGGCAUAUCCCUGACAACGCAUCAUUUCAAAGCACUAUUUGGUGAAGGGGUGGUAGAUGGUGUCCCUGUUUUGCUUGCCAAGCCUCAAACAUACAUAAAUCUGAGUGGUGAAUCUGCUGGUGCACUUGCUGCAUAUUAUAAACUGCCACUUCACCGUGUCAUAGUGGCAUAUGAUGACACGGACCUGCCAUGUGGAGUUCUCCGUUUACAACCUAGAGGAGGAUACGGACGUCACAAUGGGUUGAAGAGUGUGAUCUACCAUUUUCGCAAGAACCGGGAAUUUGGUCGAUUAAGGAUUGGAAUUGGACGACCGCCUGGUCAGAUGGAUCCCAAAGCUUUUGUGCUUCAGAAGUUCAAUAAGACUGGUCGGGAACGGAGUGCAUCAAGUAGAACAUCAUCUUCUGUGUGCUUGUAAUUGCCACUUGACUGUGCCCAGUGAGAGUCCAAAUACACAAAGAAGGAUUGAGAGGGAGAAAGAUGGCAUGGUCGCUACCUUCUAGGCCCGAUGGAUGGAGCGGCCCCUUUGCCGAGGAGAUAGUGGUGGAGGAGGGCGGACUGGCAGCAGGGAGCAUGGCGACGGCGGUGAAGAGACCGGUGUGGAUCUCGAACUGGCAGGGGCGCCGCACCGCGGGCACACACGUAGCGUACGUUGUUCGCUGGCGGCCACGCCGUGUGCGUCCAUGUCCCCAGUGGCGGCCGACAACAUGACGCGCCAUUGCAGGUCCAUCAUGGACGCGAACGCCGGGUGGCCGACGAUGGCCGGCCUCCACCGGCAGGCCGGACGCCGCGGAGCAUGCCGAGGACAUCGUCCCGCAGCUGCGGCUGCAACACGCCCCCGUGAAGCCGCAUGGUGUUCGGCGUCGAGUCCGGGCCGUGGCCGCGGAGGAGGCGACGUUGACAACGACCGUGCCCAGCCGGCGCGUCAUUAGCGGGCCGUACCAUUCGGCGAGGCGUCCUAGGGAUCCGUGCAGCAGAUGUCGAGGAGCUUGCCGAUGAGCGGCCACACCCCAGGACACCAGAUGGAAAGUGGCAUCGGGAUCAGAAACAAAUCUGCGCAAUGUUUGGACUCAAGGGCUGCAUGCAUAUCUCCGUUAACGUCAAGGCUUUAAUUGAUUUUUUUUGAAGGGGCUUUAAUUGAUUUCCUUGCAUGCAGGAUCAUCAGUUAAUCACCGUCAAUAGAAAAAGGAAACUGCUUGAAAUUUGCUCCUGGGAUGUAGAGAUCGUGGGGGUUGGGUUGUCUGGCAUGACGUGAGAGGGUAGGUCUGCUGGCAGAACAUUUCAUCCCAACCGUUGAACUCACCGAUGUAACGUGGGCAGUUGGAUGUGAUUUAGCCUGCUAGAUCGGACGUUCGUGGUUUCUCUGUGUGUACUUCGCGGUGUGUCUAUAGGAAAACUCAUGUUUGCUUUUUUAAUAGUAGUAGAGAUAGUCUGGCUGACUGGCUGACUGACUGACUGACUGAGUGGAGGGGUGUUCCACACUUUGUCUAGAGUGCCGCAUACAUCAACCGGAUGCUUAAUGU
Messenger RNA from Triticum aestivum (bread wheat), 1993 nucleotides. Its product is annotated as CRS2-like protein, chloroplastic. NCBI's taxonomy places the organism in Eukaryota, Viridiplantae, Streptophyta, Magnoliopsida, Poales, Poaceae. The transcript is spliced from 9 exons. The record is from RefSeq and is a predicted model, not a curated record. The coding region runs from base 268 to 888 and encodes 206 amino acids. Gene Ontology annotation, molecular function: peptidyl-tRNA hydrolase activity.